This is a messenger RNA of Hibiscus syriacus, 4243 nucleotides long. RefSeq lists its product as uncharacterized. Gene Ontology annotation, cellular component: cytoplasm. Gene Ontology annotation, biological process: protein phosphorylation; signal transduction. Gene Ontology annotation, molecular function: protein kinase activity; ATP binding; protein binding. NCBI's taxonomy places the organism in Eukaryota, Viridiplantae, Streptophyta, Magnoliopsida, Malvales, Malvaceae. The record is from RefSeq and is a predicted model, not a curated record.
UCGAGAUUGUCACCAGCUGCAGCCGUAAGCCUUGCUCUCUUCUCCGCCAUUUCCAAUUCUCGUCUUUAUCAAUUUUUUUUCAUUUUUUCCUUCUUUUUCCUCUUUUUUCCCUUUUGCAUGUUGUUUAUGUUUGCCUCUCUCGCUCCAAUCUAAAAAGAUUGUCGGAUCAAGGACUCAUACACAUGGAUUUUAUAAAGCAGAUCAAUAUUCAGGUUUCGGUGUACAUUAUCCUGAGCGACGAUAAUGAGAAAUAAGAUUUGAUUCUUUUGUUUUUCUUUUUAGAUUGGUUUGCGUAUUCUUCGUUUGGAUCUAAGGUGAUCUAAUUGAUUCUGGAAUCUGUAGAAGAGAGGCAUUUGUAUGCUUAGAAUUGUAGCUAAAAUUUGGCUUUGGAUCGAGAUAUGCUAAUAUCUUGUGAAUAAAUUGUACCUACAUAUUUUUUUUUUUGUAAAAGUGGAAGCAGUGUUACAUAAGUGUUGGAUUUGAUUGAGGUAGCCUUUGUAUUCAUAGGGGAGUAGUAUAUUUUGAUUGAGAGGUUCUGAGUUUUAGUUGAUAUGAGAAUUGUGUGAUUAUGAAUUAUCAAUUGGUGGGUUUAAGUGGAAAAGAGUGGCUCACGGAGCUAAGACAUUGUUUAUGCAAGUAAAUAGACACAGGAGCUUGUUUGUGGAACAUGAUCAGGGAGGCGCCUAUCUCAUUUAAUCAAUUGGUUCAGCAAGAAUAUGCAUCUGUCGCUCCUUGUACAAGAAAAAAUGUACAUAAUAAUAAUAUCUCUGUACAUACAAGUGAGGAAUUCGCCAUGGAGUUUCUUAAGGAGUUUGUUGGAACAAGAGGGAUUCCUGCUAUACCAGACGCUGCUCAGAUAUAUGAGACAAGAGUUGGGAUCAAUCAGAACCAGAACCAACAGCUGGUGUAUGAAGACCUAACCCAAAUUCUUGGGUUGAAAAGAAUGGAUUCUGAGUGUGUUUCUGAUAUUUCUGAUGUUGCUUCUGUGCAUGGGUCUUGUAGAGGGAGUGAAAAUGGGUCUUGUGUUGAAAAAUUAAUUACCAGAAGGAAGAUGGUGAUAUGGGACAAGUGGAAAGGAAGGUUUUCGGCUGUGAUAGGAGCGAUCUUAAUGUUUUUGCACCAGCUACCACACCCACUUAUGCAUGUGACUUUCCUAGGUCCAGCAACUUAAGUGGGCAGGGAGCUUCUGAAGGAUCACAAUCUGAGAAAAUGAAACUUCUCUGUAUUGGUGGAAAAAUAUUGCCCAGGCCAAGUGGCAAACUCAGAUAUGUUGGGGGAGAGACACGGAUUAUUACCUUUCAGAAAUGUCUUUCUUGGGAUGAGCUUGUGAGGAAAACGCUAGAUGUUUUCAACCAGCCUCAUGCAAUCAAGUACCAACUUCCAGGUGAGGAUCUUAAUGCCCUUAUAUCUGUUUCUUCUGAUGAAGACCUUCAGAAUAUGAUAGAGGAGUAUAACGGGCUUGAAAAGCUUGUGGGUUCUCAAUGGCUGAGGAUAUUUUUUAUUCCCUUGGGGGAGUCUGAAAGUGCAUCUUCCCUUGAGGCUAGCACCAUUCAGCAGAACAAUCCUGAUUACCAUUACAUGGCAGCUGUCAUUGGGGUAGUAGAUCAUAGUUCUAUGAAAAAUUCUGGUGGGCAGUGUUUACCCAGCAAAGGAAAUCAACUAGGACUUGCUUUGGAUCAUAACCCUAGUUUUCGAAAACGCUGUCCAACUUCAAUACUCCCUUUGGAGACUAUAGGCUGUCUUAAUGCCUUCCAUCCAUCUCAAGUUUUCCAUGAUUCCCAAUAUACAACCGGAUCCCCAUUUGUAUCUCCUCCUAUUUCUCCGCAACCUUUCCAGCAUGGAGAUUCUAAGUGUUUGUGCACAAGCAGUUGGUGGCAUGAUACAUGCAUUUUCAGAUACAAAGAUGCUGGAGUUGUGAGGAAGGAAAGGUUGAUGCAACAACAAGAUAAUAUUGGUCUAUUGAAGUCCAGGGCACAAAAUGAUUUGUUAGAUAGUGAUUCUAAAUUGGAGUCAACACUGGAAUUGCUGAUAUUUUCUCCAAAUCCUGAAGCUUCAUGCUGGAAUAAAACUAUUCUUAAUGGUGCUGGUGAUAGCAAUGACAAGUCUGGUAAAGUUGAUCCAAUUUUGCAUCAAGGUGGAAAGCUUUAUGAGUGGAGAUCGUGGAGAUCCCCUGAAAGCAAUAUGGUAUACAACGACAAAUUGUCUAACGCAGACCGCAAUCAUACUUUUGGUAUUGAUACCAGGAAAGAAGAUUCACAGAAUGCUGGGAAGAUGGUUGCUACAGGAUCUGUGCAUGAAAAUUCAAUUGUAGUAGAGUUUACAUUUGGCCAGACAGAAACCUCAAGUGUGAAUCGAUAUCAAAUCCAGCCAGACCCCUUAGUUAAUUUGGAUGAUGUGAUCACAAGUGUGCCUUCUGGGAUUGAAGUUUCAUCUGCAAUUGUCCCACCUGUGGAUGUGACUGACAAUGAUAAUGUAUCUCCUAUUGCUACAGAGUUGGUGGAUAUUAUUCCAGAACCUGAGUCUAAGGCUGCUGCAGCUGAUGAUAAAGACAAGGAUGAUCCCUUCAGUGAUGCCAAGAUAGCUGAAAUGGAAGCCAGCAUCUAUGGCUUGCAGAUUAUAAAAGAUGCUGAUCUCGAAGAUCUGAAGGAGCUAGGAUCUGGUACAUACGGAACUGUUUAUCAUGGAAAAUGGCGGGGAACAGAUGUUGCUAUAAAGAGAAUAAAAAAGAGUUGCUUUUCUGGGAGAUCAUCAGAAAGAGACCGACAGAUUCAAGACUUUUGGAGAGAAGCACAGAUCCUCUCAAAUCUGCAUCAUCCAAAUGUGGUCGCAUUUUAUGGAGUAGUACCCGAUGGAAGCGGAGGAACAUUGGCAACUUUAACUGAAUAUAUGGUAAAUGGAUCACUUAGGAAUGUCCUAAUCAAGAAGGAAAGGCUCAUAAUUGCCAUGGGUGCUGCUUUUGGCAUGGAAUACUUGCAUUCCAAAAACAUUGUUCAUUUUGAUCUGAAAUGUGACAAUUUGCUCGUCAAUCUAAGGGACCAACAACCCAUAUGCAAGAUUGGAGAUUUUGGAUUAUCAAGAAUCAUUCGCAGCACUCUAGUUUCUGGAGGUGUGCGAGGAACCCUGCCAUGGAUGGUGCCAGAACUGCUAAAUGGUAGCAGCACCAAGGUUUCUGAAAAGGUUGAUGUGUUCUCAUUUGGAAUUUCAAUGUGGGAUAUCUUGACCGGAGAGGAGCCAUAUGCCGAUAUGCAUUGUGGUGCCAUUAUUGGUAAGAUUUUGAUUUACCAAUGUGCUACUGACCCUGAUUGUGAAUGGAAAAUAUACAUGCAUGGAGAAGUGAUCGACAUGUUCUGGCGUGAUAUUAGUUCCACUGUGAAGGGCAGACGUUUUCUAAACUGGUUCAUUGGUCAACAAUUUCGAAAGUUACAAAAAUCAAGACCGAGGCUAGAAGAAACUAAUAUACUAAGGCUUCUCUGGAAUUUUACUGAGGAGUUAAUAAUGAUGAUAUUGAUGAUCAAUCAAAUGUUGUUCUGUUGAAGAUGAAGAUCACGAAAAGUUUAUGCUGAGUUUUAGGGUAUAAGAUAUUUUCUCAUUUGCUCUUGCCGUGUAAUAGUAUAAAACAACAUCCUAAACAACUCAUAUAUAAAUUUAAGCCGUAUCAAACACUGCAUACACUAUGCCAAACUCUGUUUGAAAGCUAAACAAGAACCUUCUGCUUAUCACCAAAUUAUGGCUUUGGGUCUGAUUACUGAAUUAAGGUUGCAAGAGGGAUCGUGAAGAACACGCUUCGACCAGCUAUUCCAGAAUGUUGCUAUCCUGAUUGGAGGAAGCUAAUGGAACAGUGCUGGUCUCCUGAUCCAGAAUCUAGGCCAUCAUUUACCGAGAUAACAAAGAGGCUGCGAUCUAUGUCUCUGUCUAUGUCGCUUAAGCCAAAGGGAGGUAAUAAUCGGGCGAAACAGAUGGCCCCCUAAGUGUUACGGUACGACUCAUCAUUAUACGCUAGCACCGAUUUUGUUAUUAGGUACACCUGUAAAGCUACAUAUAUCGGAGCACGUGCAUAAGUAGAGUUUGGUCAUGGAUACCCAAAAGUUUUCCCCCUUUUCGACAUUUGUUGAUAUCUUCAUUUGUUUAUUCUUUUUGUAAGAGAGUAAAUUCGGGUCAUAGUAGUAGGGCCCGAAAGAAAGCAUUAAUCCAUCUUUCCGACUGGUUUACUAUUCCUGAUUUUUGUUGAAAGUAGCGUGUCUAU